This is a messenger RNA of Marchantia polymorpha subsp. ruderalis, 2850 nucleotides long. Lineage: Eukaryota; Viridiplantae; Streptophyta; Marchantiopsida; Marchantiales; Marchantiaceae. The record is from the annotation of a GenBank genome assembly.
UCACUACAUGACAAUCUUUGAUUACUAUUCAUUCUUCUCCUACAAAAACUGUUGUUCUAAAUCAUCAAUAACUCAAACACACGUACAGUUGAGGCAAAUGACGGAUAUCAUGAAACAAAAAGAUAAACACUACCACUUAAACCCCAUAUGAAAUGAAUUUGGCAAGGUUAAUCAUGUAUUUAUUACACGGAAACCCACUUUCCACAGGAACUCGCUUUUAAUCACGUGUAGUCUUGUUGACAUUAUUUCUAUCUUCAUACUACAGAGUGUUGAAACCAAUUGCCUUUCAUGGUUCGGUCUUUUUCUCCUUGUUGAUAAAUAUGAAAAGGCUUGCCCGCAUGGUGACUGCAGUCUGGAAGGGCUUUUGGUGAGUGAAUCGAUCCAUGGAAAACCACGUGGCCGUGUCCUUGCUUGUGCACAUCAGCAUCGAGAAGGCCACGAACGAAGACACGUCGGGAACGAAGGCAGCAGCAGAACGAUGCAGGUCUGCUGUGGCGUGCUCACGCUCAAAUUUCCGGGGCCAGCUUGGUGUCGAUCUUCGCUUCUCAUCAGUAGCAUUGUCGCCAUCCACCGACGCCGAUCAGAAGACAGUCUGAAAGAGUCGAAAGAACUGCUCGGCGGAUUCGGAGUUCUUAAACGAAUCUGAAUUUCCUGCAGCCGUGAUUGGCUUCUGCGGAUCGCAAGAAUUUUCUUGUGGUCCUCGGUUUAGUGCAUCAGACGAGGACUUUGCGAGAAUUUCCCGAGUGGGUCAUCGGUCGCUUGAUGACCGCUCUGUAAAUCAUGACCAGCUACAGAGCCGCCUCUUCUGGACUGCAGCUGAUUCGGAAGCGACCCACAUGCAGAAUCUUAUGCGGGUACCGGGCUUCUUGUCACGCGUUUUUGGAGGCCUCGACCUUCGUCAAUGAGAAAAAUGUGUCGCUUCAUACUCGAGCAGCGGGAGCCAGGAGUGAGACUUCCGAGGCCUCCUCUUCAGGCCGCACACCCUUAAGCGACCGCGGACCCUAUUUCACUCAGGUGAAGAGCAGAGGUGUGAUCAGCCUGGAUGGGCCAGAUGUCUUCAAGUUCUUGCAGGGCCUCAUUACAAAUGAUGUCCACAGACUCGAAGGAAUACCUGAGUCCGCAGUUCCAACACCUUCUCCGACGACACCAGUUGCCAUGACGCCUCCCAUGUACACAGCUCUUCUAAGUCCACAAGGCAGAUUUCUCUACGAUUUGGUCCUCUAUAGGCCCACUCAAUCAGUUGAACGUCUCGAUCGUUCGGGAUCUGGCCCCGACACUGAGGGCAAUGGUGUGCCGGCGCUUGUAGCUGAUGUGGAUACGGCUGAAGUUGAUAACAUCAUAUCUCAUCUUAAGAGGCACAGACUGCGAGCCAAAGUGAAUAUUGAAAACCUUUCGACUGACUUCAAAGUUUGGCAAAGGUUUGGAGGUGCUUCUGCGGAUAAUGGUUCAGAGGCCGGGUCUCUGGGUUGGUCUGGUGGCACGGACAGAUCAGCACAACAGACAGCGGAGAGCGAUGCACAGGGUUGGCGAUGGUACGCGGAUCCACGUUUGCGAGAACUAGGACAUAGGGGUGUAUUCCCUGGCAAUGAUGUCCCACCGUUGGUGACAGCAGAUCAAAUUGUUGGUGAUGAGUAUUACCUACUUUGGAGACUAGAGCAAGGGGUUGCAGAAGGAUCAACAGAGAUUCCAAAAGGAGAAGCUAUUCCUCUGGAGUAUAAUCUGGCAGGACUGAAUGCCAUCAGUUUUGAGAAAGGGUGCUACAUAGGUCAAGAACUUGUAGCACGAACUCAUCACCGUGGGGUUAUUCGGAAACGAUUGAUGCCUGUGAACUUUGUCUUCGAAGAUGGAUCAGAAGCUCAACAAGAGGUGGUGCCUGGGGUAGAUAUUCUGGAUGCAGAAUCCAACAAGAAGGUUGGAAAAGUCACAACAGUUCUAGGACCUCGCGGGUUUGCCCUUAUAAGGUUGGAUGCAGCUCAACGAGCAACAAGCAAGCUAAAACUGGAUAUUCCCGCCAAGAAUGUUCGAUUGAAAGCUAUACGACCGAAAUGGUGGCCAGGUGAAUGGGGGAGAGAGGAGCACCAAACAACAGUAGCAGCUGCGUAGAUAUCGACUUGAUUGUCCUGGAAACUUCAAGGAUGCAAACGAGCUAAUUUUGAACCCGCAUUGUUGUAUUUAACUCAAGACCAAUGCAGUUUGAAACUUGAAACUUCCCAGUUCCUCUAGUUUUUAGUUCUUAGCAUUUGGAAAAUAUGUGCUUCGAUCUAGAGCGAAUUAGUGGUUCGGAAGUAUGUCCUUGAGGAUUCUGUUGUGGCCUCUUCAACAGUUGUGUUUAUGUUUCUUCAGAAUCCGCGAGCGAAGUAGCAUGAAACCUUGGAGAACAUUGAAGCAAUUGCAGAACGUAACAUGAAUGAGGAGCCAUAGACACAACUGAAUGUAUUCCCCACUCAUGCCCCGUGUUAUGCAUUCCAGACAUCUAAAGAGGAGUUGAUGUUGUACGGUUGCACUAUCUCUCGAUGGAUUUGGUUUUUACAUGGCAGCUAGCUAAUGUGUACGUAGGAUAUGCUUCAGUAGAUGAGUAUGGUGUCUAAUUGACAGCGGUAUUAUUAUUAUACGGAUUUGUACUAUGGACAGAGACCAAAAUCAGUCCAUCUGGGUCAAAUUUCAAUGUGAACUUCUAGUGAACAAAUUCGUUCGCCCAUCACAAUCUCGAUUUAAGACACCACAUCCAGCUGAAAUAUAUAUAUGUACAGAAACCAUGAUCAGAUCUCCUUUAUUAAUUUCUUUUGCAACAAUAUAAUCACGCUUAAAAACGAAAAAGUGAAUGAGAACACUCUAAAAAUUAGAACGGGA